Molecule: messenger RNA, 696 nt
Organism: Schizosaccharomyces cryophilus OY26
Lineage: Eukaryota; Fungi; Ascomycota; Schizosaccharomycetes; Schizosaccharomycetales; Schizosaccharomycetaceae
Product: CDK inhibitor Rum1
Exons: 2
Coding region: 1-696 (231 amino acids)
Source: RefSeq, a predicted model, not a curated record
AUGGAGCCUACUACUCCGCCCUUGCGGCCCGUAUGUACUCCCACCACUCCAGAAUCACCAUCGAACUCUAAGCUCGACCUCGAAAGCUAUUUUGAUUCAGAAGCGAAUGACUCAUCUGCCAGCUAUACUGGGUUACCGAAUGCUGAAGCUUCUUGCAAUGGGCUACCACCCACCCCUGCAAAAACUCCUAAAAAGCGACUGUUUCCUUCUUUACUCCGAGAACGGAACAAUCAAACAAAUGAACCGAUCGAGGAAGAUGCUGGUAAUAAUCCCUUUUUGGGUCCGCCUGCGCCAGCUGAAGUGAUUGCGAAACGGAAACGUGAAAUGGAAGUACCACCUUCUGACGGUUUAUUUUAUAUUUUCCGUGGAAAGAAGGUCAAAAAAGUGUUUUCAGAAGGAACCGACUUGUCAUCAUUAAAACCCAGGCGAUUGUUUCCGGAAGCCGCAAGCAGUUCCUCGGCAACACCUUUAUCUGAUAGGAUUGAUUCUUCACAACAUCCUCAUAUCGGUGUUCUUCCUCCAGAGUAUAAUCGUGAACAAAAGUCCUUAUAUGGAUCGUCUUCUCUUUUUGGACCAACCACGGCUACUGCUACGUCUUUACCAUUCCGAAAUCGUGGUUCCCAUCCGCCUUCCUCCCAUACUUCUUCAUUUAGCAGUGGAAGGACUCGACAGCUCCCCAGUGCUGGUCGCUGGUAA